This is a messenger RNA of Rotaria sp. Silwood2, 837 nucleotides long. NCBI's taxonomy places the organism in Eukaryota, Metazoa, Rotifera, Eurotatoria, Philodinida, Philodinidae. The record is from the annotation of a GenBank genome assembly.
AUGGUAUUCGAACAUUUGAUGGCAUUUUUUAUCGAUAAAUUUUUGGGAAAUUAUAUCGAAGAUUUCGAUUGUGAUAUUAUUCUUGAAAAUGUUCAUUUAAAAACCAAUGCACUCAAUGAUUUUAAUGUUCCACUUGAAAUAAUAACUGGCUAUCUUGAAAAACUUCGAAUUCAUAUUCCAUGGAAACAUUUAUAUACACAUCCAAUGAAAAUUGAUUUUGAUGGCUUUUAUUUACUUGUUGCACCAAAAACUAAUGUCAAUUAUGAUGUUGAACGAAAGGAAAAAGAAGAAUAUGAAUCAAAAAUGAAACAAGUUAAGAAAGUGGAAGAAUUUCGUCGUGAACGAGAAUUAUUUGAAAAAGAUAAACAAAGUCUUCAUCAUAAAGACACAUUUUUCGAACAUUUGCAAUUUCAUAUUCUGAGAAAUCUUGAAAUUGAAAUUAAUAAUAUUCAUAUUGCUUAUGAUGAUAAAACAACAAAAUCUUAUCCAUUUCAAUGUGGAAUUACACUUAAUUAUAUUAGACUUCAUACAACAAAUGAUCAAUGGGAAGAUUUUGAAUCAAAAGAUGAUUCGAAAAUAAUUUACAAAUUGGCACAAAUAAAUAAUUUAUCAAUUUAUUGGAAUUCAAAUAUUAAAUCAAGAUUAGAUUUAUCUAAACAAGAUAUUAUUGAAGAUUUAAAAUCAAUUAAGCAACUUAAAUAUCCAAAAAUGAAUUUCAUUAUUCAACCAUUAAAUUGUCAAGCUAAAUUAAAAAUUGCUAAAACAGCUCAAGAACAAGAUUUUGAAGAAACUGUUCUUGCUACUGAUAUUGAUUUUGAAGAUAUAUAUUUGAAUAUU